Molecule: messenger RNA, 1542 nt
Organism: Saxophila tyrrhenica
Lineage: Eukaryota; Fungi; Ascomycota; Dothideomycetes; Mycosphaerellales; Extremaceae
Exons: 2
Coding region: 1-1542 (513 amino acids)
Cellular component (GO): cytoplasm
Source: RefSeq, a predicted model, not a curated record
AUGGCCGCUCCCUCGCCAGGCUCCUCCCCGCGACUACCCUCCCCACCCCCCAUCGCCGAAGACCAGAUAGGUCCUACAUCGCCAGGUGUAACGCCCUACGAAGACCACAACAAGCUGCCUAGCGACAGUCUGAACAAUGCCGCUUCAAGACGAAUUCGACCGGGUACGAAAGCGGAGGACAUGGCAGAGGGUCCUCCGCUCGUCGAGCUUCAAGAUAUCGACUCCGCCUUCCAGUUGACCGAACACCUCAAGUCUCUCUACUACACCCACACCCACCCGCCCUCUACCAACACUAUAACCCCACUCACCGCGACCCUCGCCCGCCAACUCUCCCAUCCACCCCCAUACACCUCCCGCGAAAUCUGGCUCUACGAACUCGGCCGCUUUCUGGUCCAAAAAACCAACGCCAUCAUUGUCUCCCUCUUCCAAGACGAUCCGCCAUGUAGCGCCACCACCUGCUCCGAAAUGCGCGCCUCCGAGUGGCAGUACCUCUGCGCCGUGCACGAGCCGCCGAAGAGCUGCGCCGCGAUCGAUUACUGCUGCCAUACGCUGGACUGGGCCGCAAACACGCUUACGUCGUCGAAGAUGUUUCCGUCGCGGCUGGGCUUGGGUUCUGGGAACGGAGCGGGGAUAGGGAGUGACAAGGUACUUGCGGCGCAGAUGAAGGAGAUCAAGAACAUUUUCCGGAGAGUGUACCGCAUAUACGCGCACGCGUGGUUUCAGCAUCGGGAGAUGUUCUGGCGGGUUGAGGGGAGGACGGGCUUGUAUGUUUUCUUCAAGACGGUUUGUGAUGAGUAUGGUAUUAUCGAGGCGGAGAAUUACACAAUUCCUGCGGAGGCGGAAGGGUUGGAGCCGGCAGCUGGGGAUGGCAAAGAAGAUGUGCAGGCACCUAGUGUGCUAAGGAGGGACCAGGAUGGGUCUAUUGCGGCGAGUGGUAGUCCAAGGAAAAGCACUUCGGAAGAGUCCUUCGGAAGUGGUGAGACGACUAAGAGACAUCGGCACACCAAAAGCGACUUUUCGCGCGAUCCGGGCGCGGUCAUCAAAGAGGAGGCUGAGGAGGACGAGACGGAAGGCGCCGGACCUCGAGGUGAAGCACCGGGUGAAGAUGGUGCCGCUGUGCGCGCGCCAACCCCGGAGAAGCCGAGUCUGGACCGCCAGAUGACGGCGCUGAAGGACAUGGUGGAUGAAGUAGAAGGAGAUGGGGAAGCGGAGAUGGACACGCCAAUUGACCCGCAUCGGCAGGUUGAGCCAGCGAUGCAGGAGCCUCAGGUCAGCAUACUCAGGCAGGAGACCAUCAAGCCCGAGCAGCAGGAGGAGAAGGCAGCAGAGGACGUGGAGAUGAAGCAGCAAACAGAGACCGAAGCUGAGCCAGAGGGCGAGCAGACCAUCAUCGAGGCAGCGCAAGGAGAUGGACCGAGUGAAGACACUGGGGAGGUGAAGGUCACGUCCACGGAGGUGACGGAGACAGCCAAUGCCGAAACGAAGCCGCAAGAGCAGACAGCGGCGGAAGCUGAGGAUGCGGAUAAGACUGUCGGUGAUUGA